AUGAACUCGGGCAGGGAAGUCACCUACCAUCGUGAUUUUGUGGACAUGGAUCCGGCUAAGAUCGUCGAUUGCAUGGCUGACCAGGAUCAAACUGGUGAAAGGCAGGCAGAUGAAAAGACAGGUGACAGCUGCAGCACAGUGAUGAAGGUGCGGCAGGGUGGUGUGCCAGGGGUGCCAGGUCAGAGCAGGGUGCAGCAGGGGCAGGAGACCAUCACCCUGGUGCCCCACGCACCCUGCCACAGCGACCCAGAAGAGGAGCUGGUCACCAUCACCACACAGGCCACCCCUGGGGCACGCCAGGCCCGCGACAGGGUGGUGGUGCAGGCCAUACCAGGGAUCCUGGUGACAGACAUCAGUGCUGGGGCCUGUACUGCUGCCACUCAGAGCCUGGAUGGUGCCACGCUACCAGGGGUGCCUGCCUCAGACGCCCCCUGCUACACCACCACCACCACCAGCACCACCACUCAUUGUGUGCCUCGUGACGCCCCAGCAAAGCCCCCCACUACCCUGCUGUGGCGGAGGGGCGUGGUGUCCAGGCGGGGGUGCCGCUUCAGGGCCCAAACUGCAAAACACCCCCAUACCAACAGCAGCAGGGCAGCAGCAUCUCCGGACACCGCUGUGGGGCAAGGUGAGAGUGUGCUUGGGGAUUCAGUGCAUGGGCAGGGCACUGCAGUCACACCAGACACCCUCACCUGUGAGUCCAGGACCACACUCACCACCUCCUCACAGCCUGCACUCCCUGCCACCCCUGCCCGUGACCUUCCUGCCAGACCCUGUCGUGUAGGGAGUGCCUGCCCUGAUGAGGGCUCCACCACACCUCCAACCACCUGUUCCUUCUGCAGGCGUGUGUCGAACAUCCUCACCAUCUUCAACCUGAAGGCACCUCUUCCCCAUAGCCUGCUGGAGACAGCCUCACUCCUGCAGUGCUUGGGACUGACCCCUCCGGCAGGUGCCACACCCACCAAUAGUGCCGGCCUAGCUACACUGUGCCAGGAGUGCCAUGCUCUGCUGUGUGAGGGGGAUCAGGCAUACCACCACUUGAUGGAGGUGGUGGUUGGCAUGAAGCAGUGCUGGGCUGGCCUGGAGGCAAGGGUGCCACCAGUGCCAGGUGCACACCAUAGGAGGAACAAGAAGCAUCAAGCACCAGUGGGGGCCUGCCUGGAGGUGAGGGUGCCACCAGUGCCAGCCAUACAGCAGGGGAGCAACAAGAAGCAACAAUCACCAGUGAGGGUCGCCCUGGAGGCGAGGGUGCCACCAGUGCCAGCCACACACCAGGGGAGCAACAGUGACCAGCAAGCACCAGUGGGGCCCUCACCUGCCCCAGCCCAGAGCACCAGGAGGCUGCGGCCCAUCCUGCCCAAGCCCACGAGUCCCGUGUCCUGUGGGUUGUGUGGGGUGCACCUGGCCAGACUGGAGGAGUGGCACCUGCACAUCACCACACACCACAGGCUCAGCCCCAGGUGGAGGAGCCCCAGGCUGCAGGCUGCUCUCAAGAUGUGUCUGGCCAGGGAGCUGCAGCAUGGCAGUGGGUUGCAGGGCACAUGGUGCUGCCCAGCCUGCAGCUGCUCCUUCCCACAGCAGGAGGAGUUCCUGGAGCACCUGCGGGGUCACCACAGCAUGACUGUGGACAAGGACUUGCUGGUCUGUAUUGGUGGAGGUGCUACUGGGGCUGGACAGGGCACAGCAGGGCAGUGGAGAGGUAGUGGUGGUGGUGCCUGGAUGGGGAAGGAGGAAGAGGUGGAGGAGGUGAUAAAGAAAGAGAUAGAGGAGGAAGAGGAAAUAAUAGAAGAUGAGGAGUUAAUAGAAGAGAAUGAAAGAAUACUGAAAGAUGGAGAACAAGAGAAGGAGGAGGAGGAGGAGGAGGAAACUGUGGAAGAAGAGGAGGUAGGGGAAGAGGAAAGAUUAAGGAGCAGAGUAAACAGCCUCCUAGAGGAACAGCAAACACAGCCUGACUUGGAAGAGUGUGGCAGGGAGUCAGAGAGCAGGGGGGCACACACCAUGCAGGGUGAUGCAGGGCUGGGGCGUGGGGCCAGGUGGAGGUGUCGUGUGUGUGCGGCGGUGUUCUCCUCACAGCAGGAGCACGACACUCACAAGACUGCCAUGCAUCCUGGCUCAGUGAGGGCCAAGCGGGGCACCACACGGCCUGCUGCCCCACACCAACCUUCCAGGAGGGGCAGACCAGUAGAUGGGGAUCAUCAGGACCAUGAGCGGCCUGCUGUUGCCUGCCAGGAGGGUGCCAUUGUCAUCCUAGAGGGUGACGGGCAAGGGGGCGUAACCCAUCACCGCCUGCAGCCCAGCGCCAUCACAGAGGACCUGCAGGGGCCAGCCCAGCAAAACACCCUGCCCCUGACAGGAGGUGCAGUCAGCUUGCCCUGCCCAGUUUGCACAGAGGUGUUUGGUGAUCGGCUGUCGCUGGUGCGGCACCGACGUGCAGCACACCCCCAGGCAGGGCCUGGGAAUGGCGUGGUGCUGGUGGAGUGCCCACUGUGUGGCCGCCGCCUGGCCGGUUCCCCUGCACUGCAGCACCACAUGGCCAGGGUGCACCACCACCCCUCACACCCCCCACUGCGCUACCGGUGCCGCCUGUGCCUGUGCCAGUGCCACACACGGCCCCAGCUGGAGCGACACAUGCGAGAGCGGCAUGGGGCACCACCACCGCCACCCCCAGUGCAAUGUGGGCGGUGUGGAAAGACGUACAGUGCCCGCUACAUUGACAGCCACCUGGCCAACAUGCAUGGGGACGUGACACGCUUCCCCUGCGCCUUCUGCCCUAUGAAGUUUGGGACACGCACCGGCCUGCGGGCACAUGUGUCCCUGGAACACGCCAACACGACCUGGGCAUGCCAGGAGUGCCCGCUGCAGUUCGCCAAGUACCACCAGCUGCGGCAGCACCGUCUGUACGUGCACAGCCACGCGGAGCACCGCUGCCCUCUGUGUCCCCGCUCCUUCAAGCGCCGCUGUGACCUGACAGAGCACACCAAGCGUCGCCACCAAGAGCGGCAGCCCCAGGAGUGCUCCUUCUGCCCCAAGGUGUACAGUGACAGGAAGCGCCUGCGCAUCCAUCUCAUGAGGAAGCAUGGCGUUGCCUGGGAGGACACCCUGGCACGGGGGUAUGCCCGGCGGCAGAGGGAAAACAACUGUCUGCGACGCCGCCACCACCAGCAGCACCAGCAUCCCCACAGCCCUCAGGAGGAAAAGCAGCAGGCCCCAAGGGAGGACAGUGAAGGAUGCCAGGGAGGCAUGCUGGAGGGGCAGCCAGAGUACAGUGUGGUGCACCUCACUGAGGCACCACACCCUCUGGCAGACACUAUCAGCUACAUUAUCCUGGAGGAGACCUAGGCCAGGCCCCUCACCCUGCAGGGCCUCAUAACGGGGAAGGGUGUGCAGUGAAGGGUGAGUAGACCUCACCACCUCACCCUAACACAUCCUGAUACACCACACAGCCACACAUCUUGCCCACCCUCCAAGAAGUGAUGGUGUUGGUCUGGUGUUGUAGUGACCACUGCAGGUAUCUCAAGGGCACCACUCCCAGCAGUGUGCUCAUCAAUGGUUGUGUUAACUUGUAAUUUUAUUAUUAAAAAGUUUUUUACAAAAAUUUUUCAAAA
Scylla paramamosain (green mud crab) is the source of this 3605-nucleotide messenger RNA. RefSeq lists its product as uncharacterized. Lineage: Eukaryota; Metazoa; Arthropoda; Malacostraca; Decapoda; Portunidae. Gene Ontology annotation, cellular component: nucleus. The transcript is spliced from 3 exons. The record is from RefSeq and is a predicted model, not a curated record. Gene Ontology annotation, biological process: regulation of transcription by RNA polymerase II. Bases 1 to 3339 code for a protein of 1112 amino acids. Gene Ontology annotation, molecular function: DNA-binding transcription factor activity, RNA polymerase II-specific; RNA polymerase II transcription regulatory region sequence-specific DNA binding.